AUGAAAGCUGCUUGUCUAUUUUACAAUUAGAAAAGUAAUUAAUUCUUAUGUAUUUUAGCAUAUCUUGGGCCAACAAUAUUUAUGGUUGUGCAGAUUGGUUUACAUGUAUGGGCAUACAAAGAAUUCCUUUUGUAUUAUUAUAUUUUUGGGUUGUUAUAUUAAUGAACUAUCAACUAGACCUUUAAUGUUUGCUUCAUGUGGAUUAUAUUUUAUAGUUCGAAUCAAAGAUCCUGGAACUAUUCCAAUAGUUAAAGUAGAAAUUCCACUUGAGAACAAUUAAAUUGAAGUAUAGAUUGAAAAUAACGUAAAAAGAGAAGUACUUAAUGCUUAAGCAAAUGAUGAAUCUAAUGGUUAGAUUUCAUUAGAUCAAUUCAAAGAUGGUCCAGAUAAUGACAACACAAUUUAAAAGUAAAAUAUAAUUUCAUAUAAUUUUUAGAUAUUAUCCAGAAUAAUAAUAAUAAUAAUAAGUUGAUAAUCAACACAUCUUAUCAGGUAGAGGAAUGCUUUCAUCUCCUUCAUCUGAAUAAGCAAAAAUAAAUACUCCAAAUAAAUAAACUUGUAUUAGUACUUCAAAUGCAGUAAGUCCACCAAUUUUAGCAGCAGAAAAGAGAUUUUGUAUGCAAUGUUUAAAUGAAUAACCAAUGAGAGCCAAACAUUGUUAAUAUUGUAAGAAAUGUAUUCCAAUGUUUGAUCAUCAUUGUCCUUGGAUUGGUAUUUGUAUAGGAGAAAAGAAUAAAUUGAUAUUUCUUAUUUAUUUAUUUGUUCAAAUUGCUCAAUUAAUAGUAGGGAUAAGAAUUUCAGUUCAAAAUAUUGGAUUACUUGUAGUUAUGGGGAUUAUUGUAAUCUUAUUGAUAACUCUAUUUGGAUUUCAUGCAUUUUAUGUAGCCAAAAAUAUUACAACAUGUAAAGUGAUCAAUAAUAUCAGGGGAAUAUUUGAGUUGGAAAAGGAUUUCGUAUAUUGACCAAAAUUCUAGGUAUCCAUUUGACAAAGGUGUG
This is a messenger RNA of Paramecium primaurelia, 996 nucleotides long. The record is from the annotation of a GenBank genome assembly. NCBI's taxonomy places the organism in Eukaryota, Ciliophora, Oligohymenophorea, Peniculida, Parameciidae.